This is a messenger RNA of Brassica rapa (field mustard), 4328 nucleotides long. RefSeq lists its product as uncharacterized. Lineage: Eukaryota; Viridiplantae; Streptophyta; Magnoliopsida; Brassicales; Brassicaceae. The record is from RefSeq and is a predicted model, not a curated record.
GUUCAUAUUUUUAUAAAACUCCCGUCAAAACCUUUCUGACGCGAUUUCCAAUGCAUUCUGUGUGGCGAGUUCCUGGAUGUGUUUCCGGCAAGAAUACGACGGCGGCAGCAGCUGACGAACCACCAGAUCCUCCCCUUGUUCCUCCAGACCCUCCUAACCCUUCAUCCCCACUCUCCCCUCAACACUUUCCAACCUUAUCUGAAGCAAAAACUACCCCCAAAUCCUCAACAAAAUACAGAUUUGGCUCUACUUCUAGAUCUGUAAUUGCCCCAUCUUCAGAGUUCAAAGGAGCUCAACCCUCUUCAACUGGAGCUUCAAAAGCUCGCACUAUUGUUCCUCCUUCUACUGAGGCAACAACCAAAGCCCCCCCGGUCACUGUAGUUUCAGCCCCACCAACUGAUUUGACUGUAUCCUCUGAUGAACAAAACCAUGGCCAAGCUCUAAAAAUAACCCCCCCAAAAGAUUCUUCUCCACUCCAAACAAACAAAUCCCUUUCCUUUCCCCCAAAACUAAACCCUAUCCCCUCUAUUCAGAAUCAAACCCGGAAAGACCCCACAAAAACCCUACCUGUAGGAGCCCCUAAACCUCUAACUGGUCAAUCUGCAUCUUUUCAAACCCAACCUCCUCCACCAACCUUGGUCGAGCGUAUCAGACUAUCUGAGGACAAAACUCUGAAACGGCUUGCUCCAGUCACCUUUGCUCCUUCGGGGAGGCCUAGAGUCCUCAUCCCUGAUUCAGUUUUCAAAAAAGGAGCUGAGUUACAUAAGGAUUUUAUCAUUUGCUACUUUAAUGGUAGAGCUCCUCCAUUCAAUCAGAUUCAAAGCGUUUUCAACCAUAUGUGGGGUAAAGGAAAGCGUUUGGAAAUUCAUAACAAUCCGCUCAACCAUUCAGCAAUUGUUAGAAUACAGAGUGAGUACCUGCGACAGAAGAUUUUGGAGAAAAACAUUUGGUAUGUGGGAGACUCAAUGUUUCACACUGCUCAGUGGUCUUCAGUUCACUCAAAAACCACUCCACAGCUAAAGGCGAUAAAGAUAUGGGCUCACCUUACGGGAGUUCCACUUGAUCUACGACAUGAUGAAGGUCUGAGCUUAGUGGCAGGUUUGGUCGGUGAGCCUAAGGAAACGGAUGACUUUACUAAGAACCUAGUAAGCCUUACACUGUCCCAUGUAAAGGUUGAAGUCGACUUAACCCAACCGUUACCUUCAGUUGUUGAAUUUGAAAGAGAAGAUGGAGAAGUAGUUGAAGUAUCAGUUCAUUACCCAUGGGUUCCUCCAACUUGUUCGCACUGCCAUGAGCUUGGCCAUAUAGUCAAAAACUGUCUUCUCUACCUCCCUCCUCAAGAGGACUCUGAUGCUGCAAAGAAAAAGAAAAUGGCAAAUCAGGAAAGCGUAAAGCAAAACAAGAAGUUCAGACCAGUUACUCAGUCUAAGGUACAAGCUUUGCAGAACCCGAGCCCUACAACAUUCCAAGAAGAAAGAGACCUGCACCAAAAGUGGAACUUUUUGCGAGAAAUUGAGGAGAUGUUCUUCAGGCAGAAGUCGAGAAUAAACUGGUUAAGAGAGGGAGAUUUAAACACCACUUACUUCUACAGGAUUUGUCAGACAAGGGCUUCCUAUAAUGCUAUAAGAGCAUUUCUCACUGAUGCGGGCAGAUGGAUAACAGACCCCCAAGAAAUGAGUACUCAUGCUAUAAGCCACUUUCAAGCAGUCCUUGGUCAUCAAUCGCCUACUCUCUUCACACCUCCACAUUGGUUCCAUGACCUUUCUUCAUACUCGUUCCCCUCACACCUGAGCCAAAUCAUGAUAACAAUUCCGUCUAGUGAGGAGAUCAGGUCGAUGUUCUUUAAGCUGAAUCCUAAUAAAGCCCCCGGCCCGGAUGGACUAACCUCAGCGUUCUUCAAGUCAUCGUGGGAGAUCAUAGGAGUGGAGGUUAUAGCUGCUGUAAAAAACUUCUUCGCCACCAACUUUCUCCCAGCUACAGCAAACGCAACGAUACUCUCCUUGGUGCCAAAAUUCCCUGGAGCAUCAAAGAUAAGUGAUUUUAGACUCAUCUCCUGCCUCAAUACAGUGUAUAAAGUCGUGUCUAGACUACUUGUCAAGAGACUCAAGCCUCUACUGCCCACGCUUAUCUUGCCAAGCCAAACGGCUUUUGUGAAUGGUCGACUGUUGGUUGAGAACACAACUCUAGCUGGUGAACUUGUAAAUGGAUAUCAUAAAAACAAGGGAGCUAAAAAGAUCACCAUAAAAGUAGACAUAGCUAAGGCUUUCGAUACACUCUCUUGGGACUUCUUGUUCUCAUGCCUUGAAGGACUUCAAUUCCCAGCAAAGUUCAUCAGACAGCUCAAGGCUUGUGUAUGUACAUCAAGCUUCAUGGUUGGUUACAAUGGAUCGGUGCAUGGAUUUUUUAAAGGAAAAAGAGGCCUCCGGCAGGGUGAUUCACUCUCCCCUUACCUAUUCGUUAUCGCGAUGAACUGUCUCUCUCAUAUGCUGAACGAUGCUGCGCGCCAGAAUAGAUUCAGAUACCACACCAACUGCUCUCCCACAAAACUCACUCAUCUAUCGUUUGCUGACGAUCUUCUCAUCUUCAUAGACGGCUCCAUCAACUCUGUGCAGCAAGUCCUGCAAGUGUUAAAAGAGUUUGAAAAAAGGUCUGUUUUGGCGGUGAGUAUGCAAAAGACUAGCUUCUAUGCUUCAGGAAUGACUGUGGAGGAAACAGACCUCAUUCAAGCCUCCACUGGGAUGAGUCUUGGCUCUCUUCCUGUUCGUUAUCUGGGUGUCCCAUUGAAUUCCAAGAAGCUGUCUCUUGUCAACUGUGAGCCAUUGAUCCAUCAAAUCAAAACUCGGUUCUCCUCUUGGUCGGUAAAGUCACUCUCUUUCUCUGGGAGGUUACUUCUUAUAAAAACUGUCAUUGCAGGAAUAACAACUUUCUGGUGCUCGGCAUUUGUCCUUCCGAAGGCAUGUAUCAACCGCAUCAAUUCUUUGUGUAGUAUAUUCCUGUGGAAAGGAAACAUAGAAGGUCACCAUUCAGCUCGCGUCUCUUGGGAAACUGUGGUCUUGACAAAAAGACAAGGAGGUCUUGGAGUCAAGGACUUACUUACUUGGAAUAGAGCGUGCACCUUGCGUCUCUUAUGGCUCCUCUUCUUUCGACCAGAGUCCGUAUGGGUGCAGUGGUUCAAAGAGGUGAUACUCAAAGGCUCUGUGCAUAACUACUGGUCAACGUCACCGAAGCAAUCUUACUCGUGGCUGGUAAAUAAGUUGUUGAAGCUUAAGACAGUGGUCUUUCCCUUGAUCAAGCUACGGCUAGAGAAUGGAGAAACAGCAAGAUUCUGGACUGAUAAUUGGACUCCUUUUGGAGAUCUCCACACUUUCUUAUCGGGGUAUAAUUCGAGACUGGGGAUUCACCAGCAAGCCACAGUCUCAUCAUUAUACUCUGAGGGAUCAUGGCAACUCCCGCCUGCAAGAUCAGAGGCUCAACUUCAACUGUAUGCGUAUCUAACGACAGUGCAGUUGACAGAGAAUCAAGACUACUAUGAAUGGGAAGUCAAUGCUCAGGUACUAAAACGCUAUAAAACAGGAGUUCUGUACGAUUACCUCACUGAACCGAAACCAGAUGUGGCUUGGCAUAAGGCGAUAUGGAUCUCUAGAGCUAUUCCUCGUCACAGCUUCCAUGCCUGGCUUGUAAUUCAGAACAGACUACCGACAAGAGACAGACUGAUCAGCUGGGGGCUCCAAACUGUGGAUCGUUGUCUUCUCUGCAAUUUGAAUCCAGAAUCUAGGGAUCAUCUUUUCCUUUCUUGCAAUUACAGUACUGACUUGUGGAAUAUUAUAGCUACGAGACUGCAGAUAAGGUUUGUCACGACGUGGCAAGACACACUGGAUCAGAUGCUGUCGCUUCCAUCACCAGUUUAUCAGAGAAACCUCACUCUUCAAGCUUGGCAAUCGACUCUUUACUGGCUAUGGGCGGAGCGUAAUGCACGUCUUCAUUCAAACACCUUCAGGUCAGUGGACCAGCUCUUCAAAUUGAUAGACAGGCAGCUUAGGAAUAAGCUCCAAAGCUUUAGAGAAGAAAACCCAGCUCGAUCGUCGUUCAUGAUGCAGAGCUGGUUACGUUUCUCGUGAUCACCGUCUCCUUCCUUCUCUCCCCACACAUACCAACUCUUCCCCGUCACUACCUCAUGGGCUUCUAUGGGUUUAUCACACUAAGGAAAUUGGGCCAACUUGUUUGUUAUGUGUUUUAAGAUUAAGCAGAAACUAGAGCUUAAGAGCUUUUGUAAAACUUUUUAUUUUUAAUUUAAAUUAAGCAAGCAGUUUACAAAAAAAAAAAAAAAA